AAAUAUCAUUUGAGAUCUGGUGGCGGUUAUGGGCUGAACAGACGUGCAGUGUGUGCUCAGUGUACAGUCAAACUGUAGACAUCAGACAGUCGCUCCUGAAGAGUAGCUCUUGAGCUUCUGGCUGAUCAGCACAGGGUUGAAAAAGAAGAUGAAAUCUAACGCUUCAAAGCAGAGCACAACAAAGAACGCUUACAAACCAAUGCCGUGUGAUUCAGACAGCGAGUAUAUCACACCUGGGGUAUUUGAGCUGGAGAAACUGUUCUGGCGCAGCUCAGGAGCAGCAUACACCCACGUCAACGAAGUCUGGCCUCGCGUCUACAUUGGAGAUGAGAAAACAGCUUUAGAGCGCCACAACCUGGAAAAGAUGGGGAUAACACACAUCCUGAAUGCAGCUGAGGGAAAAUGGAAUAAUGUUGCCACAGGUCCAGACUACUACCACGGCAUGAACAUCGAUUACUAUGGAGUGGAGGCAGAAGACAUUCCGACUUUCAACCUCUCUCAGUUUUUCUACCCUGCAGCUCAAUUUAUUGACCAUGCACUCAGCAGCCCAGAGAGUAAACUGCUGGUGCAUUGCGUCAUGGGACGAAGUCGGUCAGCUACUUUGUUUUUGGCUUACUUAAUGAUCUACAAGGACAAGACUGUUGUUGAUGCCAUUGAACAUGUAAAAGAACAACGCUGCAUUCUACCCAACAGAGGAUUUCUAAAGCAACUGCGAGUCCUGGAUGUUCAGCUACAAGAGCAAAAGGCACAAAACAAAUAGUGAAAACUCAUAACCCCCCUAGAAACGUGGGGCCAUUUGGAUCUACUACAUGUAGUUUUUUGGGGGGAAAUGAUUAAAUAGUCUCUUGUGUAUAUAACCCGAAAUGGAGCUAGCUAUGAUUUACACCAUUUUACAUGGAAUACUUCAUGUGGACUUUUGAAAUGGUUAAGAAUGUGUUCACAAGAUUAGCUAGAAAUACAGCUCUCAGCCAGGAGUUCGCCCUAAUAACUACACUAUUGAAAAGCAAUAAGAAUGUUUAAAAUUCUCAAAGGAACAAAACAGAAAGAACCAUGACUAUUGGCAGACAUAUUUAGAGUGAACCAACACAAAUGUGAGGUGAAUGAUUUGAAUAUUGCACCAUGAACAAAGUGUUGGGCAGAUGAGCAAAUGCUUUACAAACAGUCCAUACUCAGGUUUAAGUCUGUCAGUGGCUCAUCAUAAUUUAUUUUCUGCUAAAAUGUACAGCAUUUAAGUGACCAACUAAAAAGGUAACUCAUAAAUACAGGACUGUUGAUCCAUUAAUUAGUACAGUCAGGAUAUCCCUCUUACGUCAAACUCCCAUUCUGUACAGGUACAAAGGCUACAAAAUAAGCUAUACAAACAGACACCAAUACAAUUUACCUUUAUACAUGCCAUCUGUUUUGUCUAUUAACAAGGUCACUGUUCUACAUUUCAGUAAAAUAUAAAUCAGAUGUUUUAUAAAGAUAAAAAAAUCUACAGAUGGAAUGAAAAUGUACGUUUAAAGGCAUUUCAUAAAAGACCAACUUUGGAAUAAAUUGACAAUUUCUGA
This is a messenger RNA of Pygocentrus nattereri (red-bellied piranha), 1550 nucleotides long. Its product is annotated as dual specificity phosphatase DUPD1-like. Lineage: Eukaryota; Metazoa; Chordata; Actinopteri; Characiformes; Serrasalmidae. The record is from RefSeq and is a predicted model, not a curated record. Gene Ontology annotation, cellular component: cytoplasm. Gene Ontology annotation, biological process: protein dephosphorylation; negative regulation of MAPK cascade. The transcript is spliced from 4 exons. The coding region runs from base 149 to 760 and encodes 203 amino acids. Gene Ontology annotation, molecular function: MAP kinase phosphatase activity; protein tyrosine/serine/threonine phosphatase activity.